Cylindrotheca closterium is the source of this 267-nucleotide messenger RNA. The record is from the annotation of a GenBank genome assembly. Lineage: Eukaryota; Bacillariophyta; Bacillariophyceae; Bacillariales; Bacillariaceae.
AUGCAUAGCAUCCUUGACUUCAACAGAAUGAUUGAUACAAAACUGCUAAAAUUACUUUACAGGCUUUCCAGCGUGCUGCGAAUAUUGAAAAAUCUCGUUACCAAGUCACUCCAUGCCAUGGACUGCGCCAUGCAUCACUCUCCUAGUUCUAGUUUGGAUAGUAUUGCUGCAGCCAUGCUCAUCCUCAAAGCAAGGUCCAAACAUCUUCGGCUGUCGGACUAUUGUGUAGUGCAAUCAGCAGACAUCAGUUCAAGUACGCGUACCUGA